UGUGGACCUGUUGUCUCUGACUUUGCAGCCACGGGCAGGACUGGCCGGAGGAAUGCAUUGCCAGACAUUCUAGGUUCCACGGCUGGUCCUGGAGCCGCCGACCUACCUGAUAAACUAGCCGAACUCACAGUAGGAGAUGAUGGUGAACAGGGUGGAGAGAGCUCAUCCUCGACCGACCCGCCCAAAGAAUCCACAGAGGGGACAAAGACAGAGGGUUCAUAAGUCGACAGCAAGUCCUGCAGUGAUCUGACCUCACGAUCUGCCUCUACUUUUGUCCCAUUGACCAAACAACUGUUACACUCUGUGCUAUGCAACAUCAAGACCACCGAGGAUUGGCAUUCAGACAUGGCCCAGCAGGAAAAACAGCUCAUUCCCACAACAGGAGUCCACCCGAAGUUGCGUUUUUUCCCCCUAAAUAGUAACGAUUGUUCAUUUCGUAUUGUACCUUUACGACUUCUUUCCAAAGACUCGCCAUCAUGAUUUUCCGAACAACCCAGCUGUUUUGUGUGUCUUAUGAAAUCAGAUGUGACCUGCU
Danio aesculapii is the source of this 535-nucleotide messenger RNA. RefSeq names its product cAMP-dependent protein kinase inhibitor beta-like. Gene Ontology annotation, biological process: negative regulation of cAMP-dependent protein kinase activity. Gene Ontology annotation, cellular component: nucleus; cytoplasm. Gene Ontology annotation, molecular function: cAMP-dependent protein kinase inhibitor activity. NCBI's taxonomy places the organism in Eukaryota, Metazoa, Chordata, Actinopteri, Cypriniformes, Danionidae. The transcript is spliced from 2 exons. The record is from RefSeq and is a predicted model, not a curated record. The annotation marks the transcript as partial.